AUGUCCGAGCUCGUGACUCGAGAUGUCCUUAGAUCUCAAUUGCUGGUGAAAGGUAGCCGAGGAAUAAUCGCAAAUAUAGACGAUCUUUCCAACGAGGAUUCCAUCCUGCAAUUGGCACAGUUUGAUACUGAAUUCGAGGCUUUGGGUGAGAAAAGCGCCCAUGGUCUCAAAAAUGUCGAGGUGGAUGCCCAAUUGUAUAAUUUCAAGCUGCUGCUUCUUGCCGAGCAAGAAGACGUGAGCAUACUCAAGGACCAAAGUUUCCAAGAUCCCUCGGAGUUUGAAUACUACGUGUAUUUACGUUCCUUGAAGUUGUUGCUGGAUAGAGGAGUAUCCGAGUUGGUUCCCGAAUACUUGAAAGCAUGGUCUGUUUUUUCAGGCUUUCCGAGAAGAACAAAUUUGUUGGGAACAGCGAUGUUUGAGGACGUGCUGACAGGCCUGGCCACAUACUUUGUCAGCAUAGGAGUUAAGUCAACUGCGCAGGUGGAGUCAAGCUUCGAUUCCUAUGUGACUCUAACCACUCCCUUCACAAGGCUGCUCCGACUCAGGUUUGUUUCUCGUUUUGCUAAACUUCAAGGCAACCAACCUGGGUUGACACAGCAUCUUCUGGAACUCGAAAAGAACUAUGCUCAAGGUGCUUCCUUCCCCAAGGCCUCAGAGACAAACUUUGAGUACGAUGAAUACAUGAAAGCGAUCCUAGACAUCACAAUAUUAGACGGCAAUUUAUCUGCUGCUUCCUUGGGCUCACAGGUGGAUGCAGCGUUGUCAAAGACCUUCCAGAGUGCAGUUGUCAUGAGGGCGUGGCUUUCGUCUUGCGCUCUGGACUUGUCCAAGACAGCUCAGGAGGUCCAUGCAGCUUUCAAUGUAUACUUGAACUAUUCUUUGAAAGAAAAGGGGCUGGGUGGGGGCGUUUUUUCGGAUAUCAUUGAUGUGUUGGAUUGUUUCGAGUUCGUACUCAACUAUUUUGUCUCUCGAGCUCCCGAGAUUGAUCUCAUACCAAGCAUCGCGGACUGGAAUUUGAAGAUGAAGGACAUUAUUAACGAGUUCAAGAUAUCGUACGAUAUUGACAGUACCAAACCGCUGUCAGAGGUCCUGGCACAGCGUCUCAGUUCCUACUACUAUACCCUUGGUGCGGUUGAGAGGUUUCUGGCAGUGAAUGGUUCUCCCACUUUGAAGCUUCUUGAAACGCACCUCGCAAAUUCAUACGCAUACCUGACCGAAUCCAUAGAGAUAGCCCAUUCCCACGGGAUCAAGGCAAGCUUCGAUGCCUACUUUCAGCACGCUAUUGUCAGUGGAAAAUUGAAUAAGACCUCUAUUGCUUGCAAGUCCGCAAAACAGUGCAUCGGUGUUGAUCCUACGAGUUUCAAGGCCUUGAACCUUUUGGUUCUGUUACUGACCUCGAAGGAUCCGAGAGACCUACAGGCCCUAACAGUAGCCGAAGCGGCCAAUCAGAUGAUCGAGAAUUACUUGGAGGAGUCUGGCUCUUUGACCCCAGUAGAGAAGUGGGAAUUGAUCGAAUUCAGAAAGACGUAUGUCGCAGCGAAGGAAAUACACGAGGGCAUUUUUGCUGCAUUGGAUCAUGUUCCUGAGGUGUUCACUCUGUUCCACACUCUGUUCAACCCAUCAGAGAUCUCCAAUGGUGAAGUGAAAUCGUACGUACCACAACUGCAUGCGGGUGGUCUUAGUUCGCAAAAGGACGUUCAAUGGUCUCAUCGUCCAAGUAUAGUCAAUCCAUCUGCAGAAACCGAAGCAGUUCAGAAUGGAAGCAAACAUGAACGAAAGAAGAGUCUCCUAUCUGCUGUGAGAAGCACAGGCUCUUUAGCUGAGAAGAAACUCUCCUUCGAUUCCAGAAAGUCAAAGCACGAGCUGAAGAAUAAACCCUCCAGUGAUCUGGCCUCGUUGUAUUCCGACACUUCGGUGAAGGAGCCACUCCAGGAUAUUUGGCUAUGGGCGUCCCGACUUUACGAGAAGGCAGGGAUGCUGGAAGAGUCCGAGAAGUGUAUCAAAGAGGCCGAAAGCUGCCACAAGCCUAAUUUCAAGACCCAUGCGAGAUUUGGACUGUUAGUGUACAAAGCUAAUCCCAAACUGGCGUUUCAGGAGUUUGAAAUCUCACUUGACGAAGUCGAGGAAGAGAACGUGGAAUCCAUCCUAGGUCUCACCUUGCUAUCUUUUUCAGAAGAAGCCCAAAAGGCGGGUGUUUUCAUCUCGGAGAAGGACAAAUGGUCAGCCCAAGCAAGAGUGUUGAACUAUCUGGAAAAUCUGGCCAAACAGUACAAAUACUCGCAAUCGUCGGAGGUGUACUAUUUGCUAUCUCAACUAUACAAGCUCUACGGAGACACUCCCAAAUUCGAACACUCGCUGCUGAAGACAAUUGAGUUGGAAGAGUGUAAGCCUCUGAGGCCCUGGUCGGUUGUUGAAAAGCCAUCGUUUUUUGCAUAG
Messenger RNA from Kuraishia capsulata CBS 1993, 2436 nucleotides. RefSeq lists its product as uncharacterized. Bases 1 to 2436 code for a protein of 811 amino acids. The transcript has a single exon. Gene Ontology annotation, molecular function: protein binding. The record is from RefSeq and is a predicted model, not a curated record. Lineage: Eukaryota; Fungi; Ascomycota; Pichiomycetes; Pichiales; Pichiaceae.